CAUGCGGCAGAUCAUGCAAAGAGUAUGGUCGGGCUCGAGAAGGGCAACUUUUCCGUUAGUCAGCAUCAAAGAUAAUUACGAUAUAAAGGUUAAAAUACAAAGAAGCCAGAGUUUUUAUGGUUGACAUCUGAUCUCUGGUUGCCAGAUAAAAGAAGCAAAAUAUGACCAUAAUACUUCGGUUGCAGGGUCUGAACAUUGAGGCCGGGACUGAAGACAUACGCAGAUUCUUUACCAACUUGUACAUCCCAGAAGGUGGUGUAUACAUUAUAGGAGGACACCUUGGUGAAGCGUUCAUUGUGUUCACUACAGAGAGAGAUGGCCAGCAUGCAAUGCGGCGCUCUGGAACUAUUCUUCGAGGGUCUCCGGUGACCCUACAUAUUAGUAGCAUCGCAGAACUGCAACGAAAAAUGGAGUCCAAACUACAGAGGGAGAAGCUCCUUCCAUUGCUGUUACCUGAGAAGAAGCCUUUGCCACCCCCGGAAGCGCUCUUGCCCGACCCUGCCACAGCCCUACUGAUCGGCCUUGUUGCUGCUAUCCAAGGACUGCAGUCUAAUCAGCCAGGAGAGCACAACAAUGCGGCAGCAGCACCUGGUCCUGUGCUCAGGGUCGAUAGCACAGCUGUGCCUGUGGGUGAGCCAAGGAGACCAGAGGAGGCUUACAGUCCAAGGCCAGGCUACGUCAGGCUCUUUGGCCUGCCAAAGACUGUCACCAGGCAGGAGAUCUGCCACUUCUUCAAAGGCCUGUUGGUCCAGGAUGUGAUAGCUAAUGUGAAGCUGGGCGUGAGCCAUGGCUGCCUCGUAAAGUUUGGGCAUGCCCAGGACGCAUGUGACGCUCUGAGCUUCAACCACCAGCGACUGGGCCGCAUCAGUGUGGAGGUCCGUGGGGCCUCUGAGGAAUUGUGGCGCUAUGCCAUCCAGCAGUGUCAGAACCCUUCAUAUGACCCCUUGGAAAACCCCUUGUAUAGGCCCACAACCCAGAAAGAUAGAACCUCGUACAAAUCCCAAGAAAUACCCUCGUAUACAAUCCAGAGAGAUGGACCCUCAUUAGAAUCAGAGGAAAUGCAGCACCAAACCCAGGAAAGGGCAAGGCCCUCAUACAGAACCCAAAGACAAAGCUUGUAUGAGCCUGACAGAGAAACACCCAUGACCUGGGCCAAGAGGCUCUCCGAGGACCGGUCGCUGUCACGGUCACCCAAGAGGCCCAGAUCCUGUGAGUCCCUUUCGUCGAGCGUGGAGUACUGUAUCAUGGCGCAAAAUCUAUCCAAAACAAUAACGAAGACUGAGAUAAAAGAAUUGUUUGGCUGUCCGAACAUCGCCAACAGCAAAAUAUUACACUUACUGUAUAAGGAUAGCCAGAGGACAGAUACAGCGUUUGUAGUAUUCGACCAAACGGAAGACUACAUUUAUGCUUUGAACCUGAACGGCUGCCAUGUUGGUUCCCAGGCCAUAGAUGUUUCCUCCGUCAGCAAGGAGAAGAUGCAAGCCAUGUUGUCAACUGGAAGACACCAUGGCAACCCCAAGACAACGCCAGCGGUGUCAGAGCGAAGCGAGGAGGAGAAACAUCAGAUUGAGAGACCCAGGGUGAGUCAGUUUCCCACAGGACAGACAUGUGUUUACAUACGAAACCUCCAAUCAGAUGUGACGAAAAUGGAAAUCAGAGAUUUUUUCUGCGAACUCCCUCUGGCUGAGCAGUUUAUCUACAUGCUGCAUGAUCAAGAAGGCAACGGCAUCGGUGAGGCCGUGGCUCAGUUUAAAACUGAGGAUUUUGCUACACGGGCCCAGAAACAACAUGGCAAGACAUACAUGGGAACCAGAGUGCUUCUCACCUGUAUCAGCUUCCAGCAGAUGGAGGACAUCUUGAAAAGGAAUCCAUGAGGAAAGACAACCUACUCCUCAUAUUUACAUUUUAGUCAUUUAGUAGACACACUUAUCCAGAGCGACUUACAAGUGCAUACAUUUUCAUACUUU
Molecule: messenger RNA, 1967 nt
Organism: Coregonus clupeaformis (lake whitefish)
Lineage: Eukaryota; Metazoa; Chordata; Actinopteri; Salmoniformes; Salmonidae
Product: RNA-binding protein 12B
Exons: 2
Coding region: 162-1874 (570 amino acids)
Cellular component (GO): ribonucleoprotein complex
Molecular function (GO): RNA binding
Source: RefSeq, a predicted model, not a curated record